UAGCGGCGAGAAGCGAGGGAGAGGGCGUUAGUCUUAUCCUUGUCGUUUUUAUUCUUGCCAUGUUCUUAUUCUUCUCGCUCCUUGGAAAGUUGCUGAUAACUGGCGUACACCGCUCAUAGGAAGACUGGAAGACCGGAAAUUGCUCUCCGAUAGACCGGGAUAACGUUAGAACUCAGGAUCAUCCUCUCAGUCAAGUUAAUCAUCAGCAAGCAUACCUAAGACAACUGUCACCCCCGGAAGGCCGCCUGGCAGAGGGGUGGGGAUUUAACUUUCUAACGUCAGUAUCAAACAUCAGCAGCAUCGCUAAUGGUUACCUACAAUUAAGCUCAAAUCGGUAAGAAUGGAUUCGUCGUCAACAUUUGGAUUGUCCGAUGAGACAUGCUUGGCAACCGUAAGAGGUCAGGAGCUGAGGUCUGGCCUGAAGGAGCCUAGGCUACUGUCGCUGAUUGAGCGCUCUGGAGACUUUAUACUGGGUGUUUUGGCCUGCCCUGACGCGGUCGUGUCGUGUCCUGUUCCUCAGUUAUCUAUACCCAUCAAUGCUAACUUCCAAAUAGUUCAGGAGGCUGAAGAGGCUCUUCUCAUUGACUUUCCCGGAGAUAGCUACCGUAGGUUACGUGUGCGAGGGGACAGGGCCCCAGAGCUGCUGCUGGAGCUCCAGAACGAUGAGCGCACUCGCACGUUCUUUACCCAGGUGAAGAGCGCAAAGGAACACGUUGACUCCAAAGCCUCAAGGACAUCCACAGCAAUGGAAUCACACACUCCUCCACCCAGCAAGGGUCCCGCUCCCAUCCCACCGCAGAGAGCCAACAGACCCGCUACCUCAACUCUUCCUGGGGCAAACCCUCCCACGAUACCCACCGGUGCUCCCAGUGCCCCCGCGCCCAGCAUCAUCAACCACAGCACUUUAGCCAACCCGGCUGGACAUGGCGGUGGAGGGAACGUCGCUCAGUCCCUGGCGUCGGACUUUGGCUUUGAGGACACCUUCAACCGCGCCCUCAAGGUGGAGCAGAGCCACAACCACUCGCUCAAGGUGGAGGACAAGAAGAACCAACAGAACCGCCUGGUCGCCUCCCGAGAGCCUCCCCCCGUUCCCCCGCUCCCGCCCAGGAAGGCCUCCGUGGCCCCCUCCACCCCUCUGCCACCCCCGCCACCGGCUCCGCUGCCGAAGGACAGAGCGUCCUCCGGGCAGGGCAACAGCAACACCUUCAUCACGCCCGCCAAGCCAGAAUUUGAGCGUCUGGAAAGGUCCCCGUCGUGGAACAACAGCCCCACCAGCACCAACACCAUGCGGCAGGCCAUGAUCUCCAGCCAGGCGGGCCAGAGAGAGCACCUCAUCAAACACUGCCUGAGCAAGAAGGAGAAGGAGUACGUGGACAUCAAGAACUACAAGUUCUUCACCGGUACGUGGAAUGUGAACGGCCAGUCCCCGGACAGCAGCCUAGAGAGCUGGCUCUGUUGCGAUACAGAACCCCCAGACGUCUACGCCCUCGGUUUCCAGGAGCUUGAUCUGAGCACUGAGGCUUUCUUCUACUUGGACUCGUCCAAGGAGCACCUGUGGGCAGAGGCUGUGGAGAGGAACCUUCAUCCCGACGCCAAGUAUGAAAGGGUCCGGAUCGUGCGCCUCGUGGGGAUGAUGCUGGUAGUCUUCGUCAACAAGAAGCACAAGAAUCAAAUUAAGGAAGUAGCGGCCGAGCAUGUCGGGACAGGCAUCAUGGGCAAAAUGGGGAACAAAGGAGGUGUAGCGGUGAGGUUUGUGUUCCACAACACCAGCUUCUGCUUCGUCAACUCCCACCUCGCCGCGCACGUGGAGGACAUUGAGCGCCGCAACCAGGACUACAAGGACAUCUGUGCCCGCAUGACCUUUCACCUGCUGGACUACCCGCCGCUCAGCAUCGUCAAGCAUGAUGUGGUCAUCUGGCUCGGGGACUUGAACUACCGGCUUACUCUGAACGACGCCGCCGAAGUCAAACAGCUCAUCAUUCGCAACGAGCUGAAGAAGCUCCAGAAACAUGAUCAGCUCAACUUCCAGAGGCAGAACAACCAUGCCUUCACCGAUUUCAUGGAGGGAGAGAUUAACUUCAUCCCCACCUACAAGUAUGAUGCCAAAACGGAUCAAUGGGACUCCAGUGGGAAGUGCCGGGUGCCUGCCUGGUGUGACCGCAUCCUAUGGAGGGGGAAGGGAGUCGAGCAGCUCCAAUACCGCAGCCACAUGAAGCUGAAGACCAGCGACCACAAGCCCGUCAGCGCGCUCUUCAGCAUAGGGGUGAAAGUGGUGAAUGCGCCGCGUCACAAGAAAGUCUUUGAGGAGAUCGUUCGCAAGAUGGACAGAAUGGAGAACGACUUCCUCCCAUCGCUGUCUCUCUCCAUGACCGACUUUAAGUUUGAGAACGUGAAGUUCCGUCGGCUCCAGAGGGAGCGCUUCGUGAUCACCAACGACGGCCAGGUCCCCUGUCACUUCGCCUUCAUCCCCAAACUCAACGACACGCAAUACUGCAAGAACUGGCUGCGGGCCGAGCCCAGCGACGGCUUCCUGGAGCCCAAUGAGAACCUGGAGAUCUACCUGGAGGUGUACGUCAGCAAGGACUCGGUCACGCUGCUCAACUCUGGCGGGGACUCCAUCGACGACAUCCUGGUGCUCCACCUGGACCGCGGCAAGGACUUCUUCAUCACCAUCUCGGGGAACUACCUGCCCAGCUGCUUCGGCACCUCGCUGGACUCCCUCUGCCGCAUGAAGAAGCCCAUCCGGGAGAUCCCCGUCAGCCAGCUCAUCGACCUGGGAGAAGACACCUUCACUGAGAAGCAGGAGCAGACCAAGGUGAACUUCCUGCUGGUGGAGGGAGCCGGCAACGAGGACAAGCCUCUGAAGAUCCCCAAGGAGGUGUGGAUCCUGGUCAACCGCCUCUUCACCCAGUCCUGUCAACAGGAGGACCUCUUUCAGACCCCCGGUCUACAGGAAGAGCUGCAGAAUAUCAUCGACUGUCUGGACACCAGCAUCCCCGACGCCAUUCCCGGCUGUAACCACUCGGUGGCGGAGGCGCUGCUGAUCUUCCUGGAGGCCCUGCCGGAGCCUGUGGUGUGUUACGAGCUGUACCAGCGCUGCCUGGAGGGCUCCCAUGACAGCCGCCUCUGCAAACAGCUCGUGUCCCAGCUGCCCCGCGCUCACCGCAAUGUGUUCCGCUACCUGAUGGCGUUCCUCAGGGAGCUGCUGAAGCAUUCCCACUCCAACAACCUGACGGCCAGCCUUAUAGCUAACCUCUUCGCCAGCCUUCUCAUACGACCCCCGCCCAACAUGGUGGGACGGCAGACCCCCCAGGAGCGGCAGAGAGGCAUCGACUUCAUCCUGGGCUUCCUCAUGGGUGGGGACGAGGAGUAGCCUCACCUCUCAGGAGUCAAGAGUGGGACGGGAGUCCACAGUACACAGCAUAAGCAACACCACCGUGAUCCAUGAUGUGUUUGGUCCCGCACCUCAUUGUGCUCGAAUCCCGGUCCCCGACAUCCUUUCUUUCUGCCUCGUAUUCAUCUCGGAGUUUGGCAGCGGUGUUCGGCAGAAGAAGGUUUGGAAAGGUCGGGACCGAUAACUAAUGCCCUUUUCGCUGACCUAAAGGACUCCUGCCUAGAGGAGUCUGGGAUAAUGUUUCUUCUUCUUCUUCUUCUUCUUCUUCUUCUUCUUCUUCUUCUUCUUCUUCUACACUUGCAUUGUUUAUUGUAGGUGCUCAUGCCAAACCCUGCCCCCCCCCCCC
Gadus chalcogrammus (walleye pollock) is the source of this 3740-nucleotide messenger RNA. RefSeq names its product OCRL inositol polyphosphate-5-phosphatase (gene ocrl). Gene Ontology annotation, biological process: signal transduction; phosphatidylinositol dephosphorylation. The transcript has 24 exons. The record is from RefSeq and is a predicted model, not a curated record. The coding region runs from base 341 to 3373 and encodes 1010 amino acids. Gene Ontology annotation, cellular component: membrane; cytoplasm. Lineage: Eukaryota; Metazoa; Chordata; Actinopteri; Gadiformes; Gadidae. Gene Ontology annotation, molecular function: inositol phosphate phosphatase activity; phosphatidylinositol-4,5-bisphosphate 5-phosphatase activity.